Molecule: messenger RNA, 2898 nt
Organism: Arabidopsis lyrata subsp. lyrata
Lineage: Eukaryota; Viridiplantae; Streptophyta; Magnoliopsida; Brassicales; Brassicaceae
Product: protein FAR1-RELATED SEQUENCE 8
Exons: 3
Coding region: 665-2716 (683 amino acids)
Biological process (GO): regulation of DNA-templated transcription; mRNA processing
Cellular component (GO): exon-exon junction complex
Molecular function (GO): zinc ion binding; mRNA binding
Source: RefSeq, a predicted model, not a curated record
UAAAGAAGAGUGCAAAGGAAGGUCGUCUAGCUUGAAUAAGUGGAGUGAAAGGAGGGUGAGAGAGAAGCUCCUUAGCAGCAGGCCCCUGGUGCUUCUCCAAGCUGCCUGCUUUAAGGAGCAGGUUGGGCUGCUAUUGUUGCCUAUUUUUAUUAGGAGGUUGUUGUGCAAUUAAAAAAGAGUUGUGUUUUAUGUUCUUGUGAGAGCUAGAGCUUGAGCUUGAGCUUGGGGCUUCCUUCAUCUGUAAUUUUUAUUCUUUUGGGUUCCUCAUUAUUUUUGAUAAUUGUAAUGUGUUAUUUUGUUUUUGCCUUUCAACUUGUUUAUCAAAGGCAUUGUGGCCUAUGUGAAGUUCCACACUUGACUACAAUUGCCCAAUUUGAGGGUUUUGAUGAUAGUUAGUUACUUCUCGAGGGGGUUGGCUACUUAAAGAAAAAGAUGUGGUGGUCAGCCGAUUCCUCUAUGAUGAUAGUGAUGAUAGUAAUUGAUGAUUGAUUGUUACCAUAUAUAUGUAAAAUAGUAAACUAGAAAACUAAAAUCGGUUUAGAUACAGAAAACAAGUGUAUAGAAGAAGAAGAAGAAGAAGUAAACGAAAAGGGAGAAAUAAAGAAGAGAGAGUCCGGUUGCACAAAGAGACUUUCCAGCCAUUGUUUCGAGUCAGGUCAGGAAGAUGAUGGGCGGCAAAGGCAAUAGCGUUUUCUCUCUCUCUCCCAACCCUAAUCAUCUCUGCAUCUCGAUGGAAGAUGGGUCUCAGAGCAGCGAGCAGCUGGUUGUAGAUGAUGACGAUGAUGACCUUCCUCCAAUCGACGACACCCCUGAUCUCGAUAUUGACCUUGAAGAAGAAGAAGAAGAAGAAACUCGACGCGACGAAAAGUGUUUCAUGGCUCCCCCUGCUCCUGGAAUGGAAUUCGACUCCUACGAUGAUGCUUACAGUUUCUACAACUCGUACGCCCGUGCUCUCGGUUUUGCUAUCCGCGUCAAAUCUUCUUGGACUAAGCGCAACAGCAAGGAGAAACGUGGUGCUGUCUUGUGUUGCAACUGCCAAGGUUUCAAGUUGCUUAAGGAUGCUUCCUCCCGCCGUAAGGACACCCGAACCGGUUGCCAGGCCAUGAUUCGCCUUCGUCUUAUCCAAUUCGAUAGAUGGAAAGUUGAUCAAGUCUACCUCCACCACAACCACUCCUUUGAUCCUCACCGAGCCCACAAGAAAUCCUCCUCUGCUGCAACUAAGACGACACUACCCCAACCACCUCUCCAUGUCCAAGUCCGGACCAUCAGAUUGUAUCGAACCCUUUCCCUUCACACUCCACCCACCCAUCCUCUCUUCCAAUCUUCUAGGCGUUUGGAGCUCAGAGGAGGUUUUAGGGCCCUGCAGGAUUUCUUCUUCCAAAUUCAGCUUACCAGCCCCAACUUUCUUUACCUCAUGGAUCUUGCCGAUGACGGCUGUCUCAGGAAUGUCUUCUGGAUCGACGCUCGUGCUAGGGCUGCAUACUCUCACUUUGGCGACCUUCUUCUGUUCGACACCACAUGCUUAUCCAACGCAUACGACCUUCCCCUUGUCGCCUUUGUUGGAAUUAACCACCAUGGAGAUACAAUCUUGCUCGGCUGUGGUUUGGUUGCUGACCAGAGCUUUGACACCUAUGUCUGGCUCUUCAGAGCGUGGCUAACCUGCAUGUUAGGCCGUCCCCCCCAGACCUUCAUCACACAACAGUGCAAGGCAAUGCGGACCGCAGUCUCUGAAGUUUUUCCAAGGGCUCAUCAUCGUCUUAGCUUGACCCACGUCUUGCACAACAUCUUUCACAGCGUUGUCCAACUUCAAGAUUCUGACUUGUUCCGUAUGGCACUGAACAGAGUAGUCUACGGUUGUCUCAAGGUCGAAGAAUUUGAAAUAGCUUGGGAAGAGAUGAUCAUUCGGUUUGGGCUGACAAAUAACGAGACCAUCCAGCACAUGUUUCAAGAUCGAGAACUGUGGGCUCCAGUUUACCUCAAGGAUACAUUUUUGGCCGGGGCGCUGACUUUUCCACUGGGAAAUGUGGCAGCCCCGUUCAUCUUCAGUGGCUAUGUUCAUGAGAACACAUCCCUUAGAGAAUUCCUUGAAGGGUACGAAUCUUUUCUGGAUCAAAAGUACACAAGAGAAGCCUUGUGCGAUUCAGAGUCCUUAAAGUCAAUCCCCGAGCUCAAAACAACUCACCCCUACGAGUCUCAGAUGGCAAAGGUCUUCACAAUGCAGAUAUUUAGAAGGUUCCAAGACGAGGUCUCGGCAAUGUCUUCAUGUUUUGGAGUAACGCAAGUCCACUCAAACGGGUCGGCCUCCUCGUACGUGGUGAAAGAGAGGGAGGGAGAGAAAGUGAGAGACUUUGAGGUCAUCUACGAGACAAGUGCAGCAGCACAAGUACGUUGCUUCUGUGUCUGUGGUGGUUUCAGCUUCAAUGGCUACCAAUGCAGGCAUGUGCUCCUACUACUCAGCCACAACGGCUUGCAGGAAGUCCCGCCUCAGUAUAUACUGCAACGGUGGCGGAAGGACGUGAAACGUCUCUAUGUGGCGGAAUUUGGGUCAGGUCGUGUGGACAUAAUGAAUCCGGAUCAAUGGUAUGAGCAUUUGCACAGAAGAGCGAUGCAGGUUGUCGAACAAGGGAUGAGAUCGAAAGAGCAUUGCAGAGCUGCCUGGGAAGCGUUUAAAGAGUGUGCUAAUAAGGUCCAAUUUGUGACAGAGAAGCCUUCUUAGAUACUUACUUACCACUGUCGUUGUACGAGAUGAUUAGAAUCUAUAAUCAUAUUAUACAGGGUUCUACCAGUAAUUAGGAUGGAUUAAAGCAAAUCUUGUACUGUUGUAAUAGAUCCCAGUGAACAAAUUGUGGUUACUUUUUACAGGUUCCUAAAUUUAUGACAUUUUCAAAACUUCUUGUA